UGGCCUCUGCUUGGGAGGCGGGGCACCAGAGCGGAUGUUGACACUGUCACUGUCACGUGACAGCUGAACCCGGAAGAGAGAAGGCCGGUGGAGAGAAAAGGCAAGCGUCCGCCAUGACAGCCAUCAAGCACGCCCUCCAGAGGGACAUCUUCACGCCCAACGACGAGCGCCUCCUCGGCAUCGUCAAUGUCUGCAAGGCGGGAAAGAAAAAGAAGAACUGCUUCCUGUGUGCGACGGUCACCACGGAGAGGCCGGUCCAGGUGAAAGUGGUCAAGGUGAAGAAAUCCGACAAAGGGGACUUCUACAAACGGCAGCAGACGUGGGAGCUCCGAGAUCUGAUGGAGGUAGACGCCAAAGAUGCCAGCAAGGAAAACCCCGAAUUCGACCUUCACUUUGAGAAGGUGUACCGCUGGGUGGCCAGCAGCGCGGCCGAGAAGAACUCCUUCAUCUCCUGCAUCUGGAAGCUGAACCAGCGGUACCUGAGGAAGAAGGUGGAGUUUGUGAAUGUCAGUUCUCAGCUGCUGGAAGAACUUCCUAAAGCGGAAGAGUCCGUGCCGAGCGGCGAGAGUCAGAGCGUUGCCGGGGGCGACGAGGACGCCCUGGACGACUACCAGGAGCUGAGCGCCCGCGAGGAGCAGGACAUCGAGGGCAUGAUGGAGAUGUGCGAGUACGCCGUCUCCAACGCGGAGGCCUUCGCCGAGCAGCUCUCCAGAGAGCUGCAGGUCCUCGAUGGGGCCAAUAUCCAGUCCAUCAUGGCGUCGGAGAAGCAGGUCAACAUCCUGAUGCAGCUGCUGGACGAGGCGCUGGGCGAGGUGGACACCAUCGAGGGAAAGCUCAGCAGCUACGAGGAGAUGCUGCAGAGCGUCAAGGAGCAGAUGGACCAGAUCUCCCAGAGCAACCGCCUCAUCCAGAUCAGCAACUCCAACAACGUCAAGCUGCUGGACGAGAUCCAGUUCCUAGUGAACUACAUGGACCUGUCCAAGGGGCACAUCCGAGCGCUGCAGGAGGGGGACCUGACCUCCCCCAAAGGCAUCGAGGCCUGCAUCAACGCUUCCGAGGCGCUCUCUCAGUGCAUGAACGUGGCCCUGCGGCCCGGCCACGACAAGCUGGCGGCCGUGACGCAGCAGCAGCUCCUGUUCGCGGAGCUGAGGGACACCUUCGCCCGGCGCCUCACCAACCACCUCAACAACGUGUUUGUGCACCAGGGCCACGACCAGAGCUCCACGCUGUCCCAGCACACGGAGAUGAGCCUGCCCAAACACAGCCCCCUCCACCGGGACCUGCUGCGCUACGCCAAGCUCAUGGAGUGGCUGAAGAACACCCACCGGGAGAAGUACGAGGGCCUGUCCAGGACCUACGUUGACUACAUGAGCAGAUUAUACGAACGCGAGGUCAAAGACUUCUUCGAGGUGGCCAAGAUAAAGAUGGCGGGCACGAGCAAGGAGGCCAAGGGCAAGUUCGCCACGCUUCCGCGGAAAGAGAGUGCACUCAAACAGGAAACGGAGAGCCUCCACGGCAGCUCCGGUAAGCUGACGGGCUCGACCUCGAGCCUGAACAAGCUGACCGUGCAGGGCGCCAACAGCCGGCGCUCCCAGUCCUCCUCGCUGCUCGACAUGGGCAACAUGUCCGCCUCGGACCUGGACGUCGCCGACAGGACCAAGUUUGACAAGAUCUUCGAGCAGGUCCUCAGUGAGCUGGAGCCGCUGUGUCUCGCCGAGCAGGACUUCAUCAGCAAGUUCUUCAAGCUGCAGCAGCACCCGGCGGUGGUGCCGCCGCUCGCUCAGCCUGAGCCGGAGGAUGUGGACGGAGGCACCGCGUCGAGGAUCCCUCCCCGGGCCGAACACAGGCAGUCUCUCUCCUCCGAGAAGGACGUCGUGCGGGUGAUGAUGAACAAGAUCUUUCAGAGCAUCGAGACGGAGCUCAACAGCCUCAUCGCUUUGGGCGACAAGAUCGACAGCUUCAACUCUCUGUACAUGCUGGUGAAGAUGAGUCACCACGUGUGGACGGCCGAGAACGUCGACCCGGCCUCUUACCUCAGCACCACCCUGGGCAACGUGCUGGUCACCGUCAAGAGGAACUUUGACAAAUGCAUCUCGGCUCAGAUCAGACAGAUGGAGGAAGUGAAGAUUUCUAAGAAAAGCAAAGUGGGAAUCCUCCUUUUCGUCACCGGGUUCGAGGAGUUUGCAGAGCUGGCCGAGACCAUCUUCCGUAACGCUGAGCGCCGAGGAGACCUGGACAAAGCUUACGUGAAACUCAUCAGGGCCGUCUUCAUGAAUGUGGAGAAGGUCGCCAACGAAAGCCAGAAAACGCCGCGGGACGUUGUGAUGAUGGAGAACUUCCACCACAUCUUCUCCACGCUGUCGCGCCUGAAGAUCUCCUGCCUGGACGCAGAGCGGCGAGAGGCCAAGCACAAAUACACCGACCACCUGCAGUCCUACGUGAUCAACUCCCUGGGCCAGCCGCUCGAAAAGCUCAAUCAUUUCUUCGAAGGAGUCGAGGCCCGCGUGGCUCAGGGCGUCCGCGAGGAGGAGGUGAGCUACCAGCUGGCCUUCAACAAGCAGGAGCUGCGUAAAGUCAUCAAGGAGUAUCCCGGCAAGGAGGUGAAAAAGGGACUCGACAACCUCUACAAGAAGGUUGACAAGCAUCUGUGCGAAGAAGAAAGUCUGCUGCAGGUGGUGUGGCACUCUAUGCAGGACGAGUUCAUCCGUCAGUACAAGCACUUUGAGGACCUGAUCGGCAGAUGCUACCCUGGGUCUGGAAUCACCAUGGAGUUCACCAUCAGGGACAUGUUGGAGUACUUCUCCAGCAUUGCUCAGUCCCACUGAUCUGCACUUUCUCCAGGAGGGAUUCCCUCCCGCCUCACGUCGAUCACCGAUGAUCUCUACUUACUCACUAACUAUCUUGUACUGUUGUUGUUUUUGUUGUUUUGUUUUUGGACAAUGAACAUUUCAUCUGUGUGUCAGUGUAUUCUAAUGAAAUUUAUAUGUACCUGCAGACUUCCACAUUGUGUGUACGUGAGAGUUGGUUUCUUUGCAAUUCAACAGACCCGCUCUAAAUAUAUUUUCGUUAUAUUAUUCUUUAUGCCAUAUGUACAUAAUAAACUUGCCGCCGCCAAUCUA
Molecule: messenger RNA, 3119 nt
Organism: Gasterosteus aculeatus aculeatus (three-spined stickleback)
Lineage: Eukaryota; Metazoa; Chordata; Actinopteri; Perciformes; Gasterosteidae
Gene: exoc1
Product: exocyst complex component 1
Biological process (GO): exocytosis; Golgi to plasma membrane transport
Cellular component (GO): exocyst; plasma membrane
Molecular function (GO): phosphatidylinositol-4,5-bisphosphate binding
Source: RefSeq, a predicted model, not a curated record